AAUCUAUCCUCAUAACAUACAAAAAAAAGAUGGCGGUCAACUUGAAAGUUUAUUUAACUCCAUUUCCUUUCCUUUUACUGACUUAUUAUCUGCUAUUUUCUGGAAGAAAAGCGACUAGAAGGAACGAUACACACAAAGGGAGACAAAGUGGCUCUGAUAGUAACAAAAGGAAGUCAGAAUGUGAGUCUAAUUUCCACGUUGUUGACGGAAACUGCGUUCGUUGCCCGCGCGGUCAAUUUAGUUUUCACGGUUGGAUUACCUGUUUACAGUGGUUAGAUUGUACCAACAUUGCUCUUGAUGUUAGAACACGGCGUCGAAUUGGAAUUCCUGGUCAUCUAAAUGCCGUAAAAGAAGUUUACCUGGCAGACUGGCAUGGGUAUGAUGUGGUAUAUAGUAAAUGCGCUAGUCACUUGUAUUACGAAGAUUGUCUACAUGGAAUGCAUAUGGUGGAAGGUCUUCAAGGAAGCGAAUUUGUUGUUCAACUCAUUGGCAUAUGCUACAGUGACAGCCUAGAGAUAAUAACAGGCUAUUACAAGCAUGGUUCUGCGGACAAACUUGAUGAACUCCUCGAUAGACCAGAACUUAGUGAAUUCAACACCUUGGAAACAAGAUUUCAGCUGUGUAUAGACUAUGUAAAAAUCCUUCAGUUUCUUCAUAAUAGCCCUCUUGGUAUACGAGUCAUGUGUGACUCAAAUGACAUAGUAAAGACUCUCUCACAGUAUCUUAUCACUGAUGACUUUCACCUUGUCGUCAAUGAUCUUGACGCUUUACCAGAAGUCAAACUCAAUGAAGGUGAACUGAUCAAGUGUGGACGCAGAGAAUUGUUUGGGGAUUUUGUAGCUCCUGAACAACUCUGGCCUUACGGAGAUUCACACGCAUUUAAUGAGGAAGAAAUGCCUGCUUACGACGAGAUGAUUGACAUCUGGAGAAUACCAAAUGUUGUAGACAAACUGCUUGGCCGAGUUCAUAAUAGCAAUUAUGUAAGGCGACUUCUGCUGGGGAUUCAUGAGUCAUGUAAACAGGAAAAUCCUGAAGUGAGACCAACAGCGACUGAGGUUCUUGAAGUAUUUUUAAAUGUUCAAAAAAUUAUUAGGGCUGGAAUUAGGAAAGAUUUGUAAACUUAAAGUAAGUUUUUAGCUGGUUUUAAAAAUUUCUUGUGACUUUUUUUUAAGGUUGUAUCUUCAGUUUAUUUUGAUUGUGAAGAAGAGGAACCAGGCGCUCUUCGAAAGGUUACGCCUUGUAUUUAGUACUUUAGUGUGUAUUCAGUUGUUUCUUUUUCCCCAGAAUAAUUUAUGCUUGGAAAAAGUAGUUUGGAUAACUAAGUGAACAUCGAGUUCGUCUCUUCUUCAGCUGUAGUUUACCUUAACCAAUUUGUGUUGCAGUUUUUUUUGUUAUAAUUGGGACAAAUUUAUAUUCUAAACAUUUUGUAUCACAUUUAAUGCGAUACUCAAUUAAGAUUGUAGGAUUUUCAUCAAAAUAAAGAAGAAAUAGGUAGGUGAAUAAAUAUGUAACGGGAGAGAGGGAGGGAAAGAGGGAAGGAAACAUCCGAGGAAUGACGCGACUUCCGAAGUACUGAUUAAACAAUAAAGUAUCAGAAA
Molecule: messenger RNA, 1598 nt
Organism: Orbicella faveolata
Lineage: Eukaryota; Metazoa; Cnidaria; Anthozoa; Scleractinia; Merulinidae
Product: protein O-mannose kinase-like
Biological process (GO): carbohydrate phosphorylation; protein O-linked glycosylation
Cellular component (GO): endoplasmic reticulum membrane
Molecular function (GO): phosphotransferase activity, alcohol group as acceptor; carbohydrate kinase activity
Source: RefSeq, a predicted model, not a curated record